Colletotrichum fioriniae is the source of this 1851-nucleotide messenger RNA. Lineage: Eukaryota; Fungi; Ascomycota; Sordariomycetes; Glomerellales; Glomerellaceae. The record is from RefSeq and is a predicted model, not a curated record.
AUGCCUCCCCCAAAGGUCGACACAGAGGCCCCUCCCGUCCCGGAAACCACCCCCUCCUCCCGCACCUCCGGCAGUUACGCCGGCGACGGCCGCGGGCCCGGUCCCACCAACACCAAAACCACCUCCACUCCCACCGGAGGAGGAGGAGGCCGCGCAUCGACCGCCGCCCUCCUCCGCAACCCCCUCGUCGGCCUCACGCACGAUGAGAUCCUCAAAGAUGCAGACACCUUCACCGAGGCAAAGGGCCUACAGGAGCACCGUGAGGUCUUUCGAAAGGGUGCCCUGGUCGCGCAGGUGAUUAACCGCCCCGACGGCUUCGAGUCCGUCGCAGCCCUCGACGAGGAGGAGAAAGCUGUUCUGCGAAAUGAAGUCUCGCAUCGCUGGCAUCAGCCCAUGUCACUCUACUUUUUGUGUGCUCUUUGUGCGGUCCAGGGUAUGGAUCAGACAGCCGUCAACGGCGCGCAGGAAUUCUACUACGAGACGUUCGGUCUCCAAGACGACCCAACAAUGCAGGGACUAGUCAACGGCGCGCCCUACCUCUGCUCCGCCCUCGUCGGGUGCUGGAGCUCCCCCAUCUUGAAUAAGUACACCGGCCGCCGCGGCACAAUCUUCAUCUCGUGCUUCAUGUCCGUUGUCACCGGCUUCUGGAUGGCUGCCGCAGAUAGCUGGUACAAUCUCCUCAUCGCACGCUUCUUUUUGGGUUUCGCAGUGGGCGCGAAGAGCAGCACGACACCCGUGUACUCUGCCGAGAGUACGCCCAAGACUAUCCGCGGUGCUUUGACGAUGAUGUGGCAGAUGUGGACAGCCUUUGGUAUCGCGCUGGGCUUCAUCGUAUCCGUCGCCUUCGCCAACACGGAUUUCCUCGGACCAAACACCCAAUGGCGUUGGAUGCUAGCAAGUACCUCCGUGCCGCCCCUUAUCGUCAUGGUACAGGCGGCCCGGGACAUGUACUACGCCCAUAAGCUCCUGGAAAUCGAGACAAAGGCCCGGAGCGGUCGCAACUGGAAGGACUUCUUCACCGUUCGGAGGAAUAGGCGCGCUGCGUUGUCUUCGUAUUUUGUCAUGUUUAUGCAACAAUUUUGCGGCAUCAACGCCAUGAUGUACUACUCCACAAACAUCUUCGAAACAUCCGGCUUCGACCGCUCAACAGCCCUCCUAACCUCAAUGGGAAUGGGCCUCAUCAACUGGCUCUUCGCCCUCCCAGCCUUCUACACAAUCGACACCUUCGGCCGCCGCAACCUCCUCCUCGUAACCUUCCCCCUAAUGUCCCUCUGCCUCUUCUUCACGGGCUUCUCCUUCUUCAUCCCCGAAGGAACAGGCCGCCUCGCCUGCGUCGCGACGGGGAUAUACCUCUUCGCAGCAGUCUACUCCCCCGGCGCGGGUCCCGUCCCCUUCACCUACAGCGCGGAAGCCUUCCCCUUGCACAUCCGCGACAUCGGCAUGUCUUCCGCUACUGCGGUGACGUGGGGUUUCAAUUUUAUCAUCAGCUUCACGUGGCCUCAGAUGAUUUCUUCGUUUGGGGUCACGGGCGCGUUUGUGUGGUAUGCGUGCUGGAACCUCGUCGGGUUCGUGGUGGCGUACUUCUUCCUGCCCGAGACAAAGGGUCUGACGCUCGAGGAACUCGAUAGCGUGUUUGACGUAAAGAGUCGCGAUCACGCUGGGUACUAUGCCUCCAAGAUGCCGUGGUACGCGAAGAAGUAUAUCCUACACAAGGAUGUCGAGCCAUUUCCUGCGCUGUAUGAGAUGGACGGUGAGGAUGAAAUGGGAUACCAUGGUGAGGGAGGAGGGCGGAAAGCUAGUGUUCAUCACGACGAGACAGGGCUUGUUACGGGACAAUCUACUGAGAAGUAG